This is a messenger RNA of Toxoplasma gondii ME49, 6719 nucleotides long. RefSeq lists its product as hypothetical. Lineage: Eukaryota; Apicomplexa; Conoidasida; Eucoccidiorida; Sarcocystidae. The coding region runs from base 1666 to 6000 and encodes 1444 amino acids. The record is from RefSeq and is a predicted model, not a curated record. The transcript has 12 exons.
GGCAUAAUAGACAUAGAUCGCAUUACUUCUUGGGAAAUCAACAUCCGAACCGUUCGUAGAAUGGUACAUAAAGUUGCCAUAUCCUCUGUGCAAAACCGGCAUGCGCAGGAUCUCAUGUCUGCCAUUUCUCUUCACACAUAUCCCCUCGCAGUCCAGGGAGAAUCGAUUAGCGUAGGAACGAGGGGCGGGAAAAAGAGAGAACAUGAGGAGAGAACGGUUUCCCCUUUCUGCCCCUUCCUUUUCCUGACAGACAUUAAAAGUCAAGAGGCAUAGUCUUGGACCUGACCGGUUUCGCGGUGUUUUUGUCAAACCCCGUUGCGCGAUGAGGCCGCCUUCUUGCCAUCGAGCGACUUGUGCCUCACUGGAGUCUUUCGAUGGAAUUUUUUUCGGAAGACGGACUGAAAAUCACGAAAUCCACCGCUGCAUAAAGGUUUAAUCGAGGUGCUUUUUCUGCGGGCCAACAUUUUCUCCGUAUAUUUUUCGGCAGAGUCCUCGUACCGCUGGUCGCCGGGACAGAACCGUGGAAGUUCCGGUACAACCGCGACAGGGGAAAGAGACGUUCCGCGAAAGUUUUGACACGUUUUGAUCUCUUGCUCCGUUGUCUCUCUCUGGCUUUCCUAUCCGCCUCAAGACUCGUCGUUCUUUCAGCAAUUCCGCCCUGCGAACUCCGUUCGCUAGCGGAAGGUCACUUCUUCCACAACGAGUAAAACCGCCGCUGCUGGUGUUAACUUUGUUGAGAGGGUCCGGCAUCGUCCAGCGUCUUUUGUUAUCCUUUUCUUUACCAUUUUUUACAAAUCUGUUUUCGUUCAGGAACUUGUCUCCAAUUUUCACGCUGUUCCCAACUGCGUCUCUCGUGCAGGGUUGAGCCAUAACCCCGAAGGGGACCACUUAUACCGCAUACUCACGUCCAUUUUCAAUCCGUAAACCCUUGUUCGCAUGCCUUACAGGGACCUUUCAGUUGCGAAGCCUUUUUACUAUAAUCUUUUCUCUUCGCGAAGAAUGUCAUUCGAGGUGGAGAAGAAGUCAUUUUAGAGACUCUGCCCUCUGCAUCCUCCCGCCAUCACCGUCUACCACAGCAUCCAGAAACUUGCGACACCAAGAAAAUCAAAACUUCCUUCCUGUUCUGUACGGAACGAAGGAAACGUUUGACACGAAAGGACCUGUGGGAACGGUUUUCGUGGCUUUCGACUUUCGAGAUUCUUUACCGAUUUUGGCUGUCCCGGCGAACUGCCGCGGCUCUUGAACUUACCAAGAACCUCAGCGUACAGUUUACGCUGUUCUUCCCGUGGUUUUGUGGCGUGGAAUUCCAGGGUGAAGGCACCGACACCUCAGUCUUCGAUUCGCACUUUAUCGGUGCCUGUUUGCUCUCUUCAGCAGUCCGAAAAGCGCGGGACUUGCAGCAUCAGGGCCUCGUUCGACUUCGCUUGUCUCUGUCAAACGCUGGCAUUCGUUAUUUGAAUACUUUUCAUCUCACCAGUUAUUUCCAUGUGCAAUUUCUCUCCACGUUUCCAAAACAACUUUUCCUUCUCUCUCUCUAUAUGUAUACAUGUGUCUACAUGUAUUAUACUCCUAUAGCGAUGUCGACCCCUCUGUGCCCUUGUCGUUUGGUCUCCACACUUUCCACUCUUCAGCCCACGUUUGUUUUCGCGCUUCCCUCUCCCCACUAUGAGCUCUCGUACCUGCGUCGUCAACUCGCCCGCAGAGGCGACGGCGUCUGAGACUGCCACGCUUCCUUCCUCUCGCUGGACUGAUUUCCCCGUCCGUAUGGCACCUCCUUCGGGCAGGUCGCCUUCCGCUUCUGGACCUUUAGGCGAGGAGACAGUCAAGGAAACAGGCGAGGAGACAGUUCGGGGAGACACGGGCUCUGAAGGAGUGCGGAGUCCGCUUUUGUCGUCGUUGGCGAGCAAGUUGCAGACGGAGGAGGGUGGGGGGAUGCUGGGCAGCAGAGAGUUCUUUCUCAGCGAGGGUCGAGAAAGCAAAAGUGGAAGAAGAGGAAAGUUCGGAUUUUCGGGUUUAGCCUCAGAGCGAAAUGAUACGCCUGGAGAUGUCAAAAACUCUGUGCUUCGAGAGCAGACGACACUGCAGUCCCUGCCGUCAUCUCGGUCUGCUUCUCUGCCGUCGAGCCAGAGGUCAGGGGGGUUCUCAGACCUUUUCGCGACUCGGCAGGCUUCUGAGAACCACUCCGAACGCGUUCCACAGUCUGCGAACGCAGAGGAACAGGUCUCAAGGAGCCUCGUCAAGGACGAACAUGUCGUCCAGUUCAUCCUACAAGAAAUCUGCGAGGUCGCAAAAGACUGCAAAAGCGAUCUCGACGACCUCAUCCACGCCUCCGGUGUUGAAGGGGCUUGGCCUCAGCCGAUGAGUCGCCUCAUUACUGGCGGUCAAAGCCGCGCCUCGAGGCGAAGAGGCACACCAAGUUCGAUAAUAUCCCCGUUGAAUACGAGUUCCAGCAUCGGCUUUUCGUCUGAGCGUGGAUCCACGGAAGGUGUGGAGAGACAAAUCAAGCAACUGCAUGCGUUUCUCACGCAUGAGCUCCUUCCCUCUGUGGAUCGAGCAAAAGCAGAGGCCGACACUCUUAGGCGAAGCAAUGCAGUCCUGUCAGAGAAGCUGAAACGCUCUGAGGAGCAGCGGCAGCGCCAGACGGAACAGAUUGACGAUCUGCAGGACGAGUGUCGCCGAUCCCAGUUCGAGAGUCGCCACCAUUUGUCGGAGGCGGUGGAGAAGCUCAAAGCUGAGAAUUUCCACCUCAAGUCUCAGUUAGAUCUCACAGAAAAACACUUGCGUGAUGAGCGGAAGGACAACGCGACGCUGGAACAGAAGUUUCUCGCCCUCGAGAAGAAAACGAAGGAAAACAAGGAGUCUAUCGAGUCGAUGGAGGCCACGGCGCUUCGCGAUCAACUGAACAGCGUUCAACGGGAAGUGAAGCGUCUCACGACUCUGUCUUCCCAGAAGGAUUCGAUGAUCGAGGAUUUGAAGGAAGUCGUUCGCGUUGCACGUGGAGAGACUGCAGCCAUGUCAAGCCGAGCUCUGUCGCGGAGCAGUCAUGGAACUGUGGCUCUAAACUUUCCUCGGGAAGGGCGAGAGGUUUCAACUCCCCUGUCUGCACUGGCGAGUGACAUGGCACUGCAGAUGAAAUUACGCAUGACGGGAGGGAGCGUUUUCCCCGGCGGCGCAGCACCUGCAACAGAGAGAUUCGAGAGAAGGAAGGAGUUCCAGCGCUCUCGAAGAUGUUCAGUGGACUUCUCCAACAGUCGCGUGAGACACCAGGAGUCUCUGGCAGCCGAGCUUCUGGAUUCCGAGUCGGGCAAGGCGGGAGAGUUUGUCGAAGAAAGAACUGACGUUUCUGCUGCAGCUGUCUCUGCGGGAGACUCCGCUUUGAGGCAGGGCUCAGCGCCCGCGGGGUCGAUCCAGGGAGUGCAUGUGAAGGAAGAAGAAGGGAGAGGACGCGAACGAGAGAAUCCAGCGUCUUUGGCAGGGAGUGGCGCGACGUCGAGAGCCGCCUCUACAAGAGGCGAGACGCAUGCACUGUGCGAGAGGCGGACCGAAGCCCUGCAGCAUGAACUGGAGGAGCUGAAGAAGAACCACGCACAACUCUUGGAUCGGAACGAGAUCUUGAAGAAGUACAACGACACUCUAGAGAAGCAUUUCGAGGCGGAGCUGUUGCAGUACGUGAAAAAGGACGACAUGGACAGAGUUCAGACGGAGUAUCAGGCCGCGAAACAACGAGUUGAGGACCUAUGUGAACGGUACGAACGCGCGCAAAUGGAACGAGAAGACACACAGGAAAUGGAGAGGCACACAGCUACUAUGGUGGACCGGGAGGAGGUGGAAAAGAUGGAGGCGGCGCUGAGGAAGGAGAAGGAUGCGAUUGCCAAAGAGAAGGAGACAGUGGUGCAGCAGCUGACGGCUGAGAAGGACGAGUUGGAGAGAAGGAAAGACGGAGAGAUCGCGAAACUGUGUGGCGAGAUCGCCACGUUAGAGAGCCAAGUGAAAACUGCAGAAGCCGAGCGAGAGAAGAUGACUCAGCUUCUCGAAAAGGAGAAGAAAGACAAGACCGGCUUGGGGAACCGCCUCGCAGCUUUGGAGGCUGCAGCCGAGGAGACAGCUGCGCUCAAGGAGGUUUUGGAACAGGAGAAAGAGGCGAGGGGAAAUCUAGAUAAGUCCCGCAUUCAGCGAGAGGCCGAGCUGCUGGCGCGACAGAAUGAAGUGGCGAAACUAAGCGAAGAAGUGAAAGCGCUGCAAGCGGAGCAAGCGACGAAGCAGGCGGACGCGGAGAAGGAAUUGAAGGCGAAAGACGAGGAGGUUCUUCAGACGAAAGAGCGUCUCAACUCUGCUCUCAGCGAGGUGGAGUCUCUUCGAAGAAAACACACCCUUCAACAGGAGGUCCUGGCAAAAACCACUCGUGAGCUGGAGGUGUCAAGGGGUAAAGAAGCCGCGCUACAAGAAGAGGCAACCACCCUCCGGUCGCAGCUCGACAAGGCUGUCGAAGAGAGGCGUGAGAUGGCCAAGACUCUUGACGCUGCACAAGCGGCACGCGCUGUCGACCAGAGGACGCUUGAGGAGAAGCAGAGAGAACUCGAGAGAGUGGAAAACAGGGCGAAAAACGUCGAAUCUGGAAGAGACCAAGUGGAGGCCCGACUGGCCGAGUCCGCUGCAGAGUGCACAGCCCUUUCCCGCACAUGUGCGAUGCUCAAAGAGGAAGUCGAUACAAUCAGACAGAAGCGCGAAAAAGAUCUUUCGGCUUUCAGGACCCGGCUCCAGCAAAAGAACAGCGAGAAGAAAAAACAGAUUCUGCAGAUGCUGGAAGUAAAUGAAAACCUGGCAAUGCGCAAGGAAGAAAUGGAAACACGCUUCGUCGAUCAGUUGCAGGACGCCCGGAGUGACAUCGACCGGCUCAUUGGUCUCCAAAUGCGGCAGCCCUACAUGAGACGAGGUUCUCAACUUUCUUUGCCGGGUCCUCCGAAGGAUCUCUCGUCUUUCGCUAGCCAGAUGUGGCACAUGCACGAAUCGAAGGCAGACUCGCUUCCAGGCUGGACAGACCGAACAUCGUCUCUCAAAUCAUCCCGGAAGACUCACCGUUCUGUUGCAAUGUACAGGCCCGUAGCUCUUUCGAUUCAGAAUUUGGUGCCUCACUCACCCAGAGGUGGUAGCGAGAAGAGUCGAACGCGGUCAGGUUCUGGAGAUUCACUCGGUGACGAAGACUCCGAUCUUUUGGAUUUCAUUCCCGAUUUAGUUUCAAAGAUCCGCAGCAAACUCUUUAAAGGGCAGAACUCGUCCGAAAGCAACAGUCGCGAACAACUUCCUCUGUUGCGAGAAGAGUCGACUUCAAGUGCGAGCGAAAUGGACGGCGGAUAUACUCGACAGUCGUCGAGUGCCUCAUCUCGUCAGCGUUCAGGCAGCGUAGAUAGUUCAGGUAGUUUCGCGGAUGAAAAUACGCAUUUUGUGCCGGCUGUAGGUCUCUCGAAGAGUCGCCCCUUUCUGCGGUCUCUCAAAACCAACCACUCUUCAGGAACGUAUCCCCCCAUGGUUGCGAUGUGGGAGCCCACCGUUGAUGAGACGACAGAUAAUGCUGCACGGUUUGUAGAUGCGCUUGAAGAAGAUGCUUCCAGCCCAGUGCUCUUGGAACACCCGUCUUCUCCUCUCGUUUCGGCUGAUAGCCUUCCUGCGAUUCGCGUCAUGGCUGGUAGCGUUUUUGGCACGUUUCCCGGUCAGAAUCAGCAAACAGCUGGAGUUUGGCGAGAAAUGGAAGAGAUACGUGGUCAGAAGGGAACUCUUCGAAAAGCCUCCACCUUGGGCAAUGUAGCUGAAUUAAGAAGCGAUAACGGACUCGACAAGGAUACCGAAAAGGUUGAAAAGGACACGGACGAAAGUAACCGAAAAACUGGAUCUUUCCACGCGAAGAACCAACCCCAAGUCGAAAAACGAACCAGAAGGCCGCGCGAGUUAAUGAAUUACAUCGACGUGGAGAGCCGAACGUUCUACACGCCACGACGGAGAUGAUACACUAAACUGGGGCUUUGCCGUUUUCGUUUCUUCUGCGUCGCCUAUUUUACUGUCAACGAAUGAAGCAGUCGCCCGGAGGCAUUUUUAUGCGGAUUGACGGACCCAGCUGACGUGUCAUUCAUCUGCCGCGAAAAACUGUACAGUUCAAAUGAAUUCAUGCCGUUGUUUACCAGGUGCUGCCAACCUUUGUCUUGUGUUGGACAGACGAAAGCAUCGUUUACCCGAUGCAAAGUCUCGAUUAAACACACAAGAUAGCCGGCAGUCAGUGGACUGCUUGCUAUACGAGUUAAUACGAAAUAGAAAUGCGCAGCAUUAUCAUAUGUAUCGUGUGGUGCAAUAUCCACAUCUGCAUUACUAACAGCCGCGCCUGCUGUAUCUUCUAGAGUAUUUGUUCUUCCGUUUGUUUGCACAUAGACGAUUUUGGAAGUGGAAGGAAACCAUCAAGUGUCGAGCUGCCUACAGCCUAAGCAAAAGUAGGAGAGGGAAGACUUCGGGAACAUCGGUGGAAUACGGAAUCGUCAGCAGAGGAAGGGUGGCGUAUUUAGUGUCAUUAGGGGGGACCAAGCAGCCAAUAGGGUAACUCAGUGUCACCACAUGGGUUACCAUAAUUAGUGCCGGGUGUACCGCAGCAAAAUAUCGAUAGGUCCCGCGGGUUCAUUUUGAUAUUUUUGCUAAACUGGAGCAUCCUCCAGUUGACUAUGGACGCUGAAAGAGUG